This is a messenger RNA of Phyllostomus discolor (pale spear-nosed bat), 4684 nucleotides long. It is a transcript of the gene CNBD2, whose product is annotated as cyclic nucleotide binding domain containing 2. Gene Ontology annotation, biological process: spermatogenesis. The transcript has 11 exons. Lineage: Eukaryota; Metazoa; Chordata; Mammalia; Chiroptera; Phyllostomidae. The record is from RefSeq and is a predicted model, not a curated record. Bases 2933 to 4660 code for a protein of 575 amino acids. Gene Ontology annotation, molecular function: cAMP binding.
UUUUUAUUGUUGUUCAAGUACAGUUGUCUCCAUUUUCCCACCACCAGCUCACUGAGGAUUCUUAUAUAAGAGCAAAUUGGGAUUAUCAACUGCCAUCUUUAAUCUAUUAGAAAAACAGUACUUUAGACCCCAUAAUCUCUACUUUUGAAAGGACCCCAGAACUUAGUCACUAAGUUCCUUUCAACAAUCAUCACCCCAUUUGGUGGAGGACUUCCAAUUUUCUGGGUGUUCCUGAUUUACUGAUUUAACAAGACGUGUAGGACAGCGGCAUCUACCUACAUUUCAGGGUGUCCUAGUUCUAAGCCUCAGGGUAGUCCCCAGGGUGAGGUGUCGGAUGCCCCAGGCCCCAGCCCAGGAGCCUUCUACUUUGUUUUUUUUGGCCCCAUGGCUCUGGCUGUCAUUUAGCCACUGAGCCUCCGUCUUCUCAUGUGGCGUGGGCAUGAGGUCUCUCACCUUGUGGUAGUUACGGAGAUUAAAUAAGACAGUGCAUGUGAGUGUUCAAUAAAUGUUAGACCAUCAGAUUUUGGUUCCUCUCUUCCUUCUAGAAUCCUUCAUUGUGACAUAAGGAGAUUCCAAGGAUGAGUCAGAACAAGGCUUAUAGCAGCUGAGGAAUGGAGAGGAGCACUUUCCUUGCCACUAAGGGAAACUAUUCAUUUCUAAUAUAGUUGGAUUCUUGGGGAAGGAUCCGUAGUUCUACACUUGAAAGGAGAAGGGGCUUGUGCCAUCUGCCAAAUCAAGAACCAUGAGGAGAUUUAGGAUGUCUUGUUCCUGGAAGGUCCUGAAGAAUGAACGGGUAAGGAGCGUGAGGGGCCCUGGGAGGGAAGAGUGGAAGAUUGAACAGAGAGGUAUUUUGAGGAAGCAGGAGGCAGGUGUGUAGGAGGCGGCCUUGGAUUGAACGUGGCUACCUUGUACCUUUUGGAGUGACAGCAUGCACACAAAAGAAAGAGUUCCAGAUUAGGCUUUAGAAAGACUGAAUUCUGAGCCCGGCACUGUAGCUUACUACCCCAUUGACACUGGGAAACUCACAGACUACCCUCUGAGCCCGAGUCCUGCUCUGUGCCCACUCUUUCUACUGUUAUGAGAUCAGAGGAAAUAAGGCCCAGCAGUGGAGUAAAGUAAUAGGUUAAACUUAUGGAUUCUGGACCCAGACUGCCUGGGUUCAAUUCCCUAUCACCCAUUAGUCACAUGACUAAUAUUAGUAUUAGGCAAGUUACUUGAUUUACUGUGCCUGUUUUUCCCUCUGCUAAAAGUUGUUGAGGAUUAAAUGAGUCAGUGCAUACAAAGGGCUUAGAAUAGUGCCCAACAAUGGCAAAUUGUUCUCAAUAAGUACUAAUUUGUAUUCAUAGAGGGAUUCCCUAUAUUUUCUUUAGAUAUAUAAUUUUUAAAGAAAAUAUUACAGUUACAGGUGAAGCUCCUCGCCAUCCCACUCCCUUUUUCCUCACUGGUAACUACUUUCCUGAGGUUGAUGCGUACCCUUCCUACCUAGACAUUUAAAUUUUAUUACAUACGUAUGUAAACAUAGCAGUGAUAAGCAUCCAUAAGCAACUAUAUAGUAUGCAGCACAUUUUUAAAAACGGUAUUCUAAAUGGCAUCAUAUUUCACCUUUUUUCCACUCAAAAUUAUGUGUGAGCUUUACCAACAUUGACAUACACAGCUAGGGCCAUGUUCAAUUCUGUGACUAUACCGUAAUGAGCCGAUGCAUUCCCCUACUGAUGGAAACUCCGAUUGUUUUCAGCCUUUCACCCUCAAUAUGUGCCGUGGUCAUUCUCAUGGCUCUCUCCUUGUGCGCAUGAGUAAGUUUCUCUAAAGUGUAUACAAGGUGCAUACAGUUCCUCGAUCGUAAAGGACACACAUCCUCAACUUUUAAAAAUAUUGCUAAAUUGCUCUCCAAAAUAGUUGUACCAUGUUUUUCAUCUCCCCAGUCUGAUAAGUAUAAAAUGGUAUCUUAUGGUUACUUUAAUUUGUAUUUCCAUUAUUUUGAGUGGUAUUCAGAAUCUUUUCAUUAUGUAUAGAUGAUUGAAUUUUCCCUUCAGAAUUACCUGUUUAUAUUCUUUGCUCAUUUUUCUAUUGGGUUAUUUGUAUUUUUUUGGUUUGUAUAACUCUUUAAAUUAAAAUUCUGGGUAUUAAUCCUUUGUAAUAGUCAUCCUUUAUAAUUCUGGGUAGCAGUCCUUUGUCAGUAAUAUGCACGGCAAGCAUAUUCUUCCAAUCUUCAGUUUGUCUUUUCAUUGUGUUUAUGAUGUCUUUAUUAUCAGAAGUUAAUGGACAAUAGUUUUUAGCUUUUGAAAUUUUUUAAUUCUGAAAAUGUUCAAACAUAAAAGCUGAAAUAUGUAUAAUGCUCAUCCUUAGGUCUGACAGUCAACAUUCUGCCCCACUGGCUUUGUGUUUGUGUGUGUGCAGGAACAUGGGUGUGUGUUUGCUGAAUCACGUAUAAGUUGCAUACUUUAUCACUUCUUGGCCUUUUGGUCAAGCCCAAAAGGAAAAGUUGCAUACUUUAUGACGUUUACUUAAAAAUAACACAACCACAAUAUCACCAUACCACUAAGAAAAUUAAAACAUUCUUUCCUCAGCUCCAUUGGAUUCCCAAGUUUAGGCUCCCCGCAUCAGCCCUCAGUUCCUGCCAAGACCCUUGCUCUUCAUUUUCUGGACCAAAGUGAGGGCCUGGACAUUUACCUAGAGUUGUACUGGUGAAUGUUUUAACCACUGGUCCCUGGGGAGGGGGAUGCCUCCAUUUGUGGUAGUUGCCAGUACUUCUGUGGCAUAAAUAUUCCCGCUGUGGGCAAUUUCAAGCUACCAACAUAAUUUCAACAGUCUCGAAGACUUCCUGAAAAUGUAGCCACCACUCCAGCACACCACAGCGUCGAAUCCUAUUACAUUUCCCCUCCUUCAGCAUUAUUCCAGUCUGCUGCUGAUGGUGGGAAACAGAUAGUCGCCAAUGCUCUUGUUUGUUUUGUUUCCACAGGGGAUGCGCCAGUUCAUCCUGGAUAUCAUCAUGAUGAUGCGAGUGUGUAAAAUAUUCAUCCAAGGGCUCAAAGGAUUCCUGGGGUAUCAGGUCACUGAGACUGCUCGCAGAAGGCACCCGAUCUUCUCCUUCUGGGAUAAAAAGAAGCAAGGCCGAAUCACAUUUGAUACUAUGGACUUCGUUGCAGAGUCGGAUUACUUCCCUCCAAAGGCCAUUGAGAUAACACGGAAGAAGCCUUCCUGGAGGACAGAAGAGGAGAUCCAGACCCUCUGUAACAUCUUGCAGGUUCUGAGUUCCUACCGGAAUUACUCGGAGCCCCUGCAGCUGCUUCUGGCCAAAGUCGUUCGCUUUGAACGGUUUGGUCGCAAGCGUGUGAUCAUAAAGAAGGUGCAGAAGAGCAACAGCUUUUAUUUCAUCUACCUGGGCAGAGUCGCAGUGACCGAGGAUGAAGAUGGCAGCAGUGCCUUCCUGGACCCCCAUCCCAUGCUUCUGUGCAAGGGCGACUGUUUUGGGGAAAUGGGUCUCCUGAGUUCUUCAGUAAGGAGGGCCACUGUGGUCUGUAUGGAAGAAACAGAGUUCUUGGUUGUUGACAAAGAGGAUUUCAUUGCUAAUAACCUGGACCAGGAAGUUAAAAAGGAUGCUCAGUGUCGGUUUGAAUUUUUUAGGAAGAUGGAUCUGUUACUGUCAUUGUCUGAUGAGAAGCUCUGGAAACUGGUUACCCUGGGGAAGGUGGAGAAGUACCCGUAUGGACAGCUGAUCUCAGAAGACAUUGUCAAGUCGUCCUCCAUCAUGUUUGUCUGUGGGGGCAGCUGUGAAGUCCUGCGGCUACUAGACCUUGGUGCCUCGCCUUCCUACUACAAGUGGAUCUGGCAGCAUCUGGAGCUGAUAGAUGACAGAGCUCUGAAGACCAACCUCAAAGAAUCUUCUCCUAUGCAGAGAUUUAAGGAAUUCCAGAUCAAAUCAUAUCCUGUACAGGAUUUUAGUUCUCUGAAACUUCUGCAUCUCCAGAAAGCCUGGGAGCAACAGGGGACCAACUUUGAUAGGAAGAUUAAUACCCAAGAAAGCAGUCUUCCAAAGCUCUUGGGCCCAAAGAUCAAAUCCAGGCAACCUCAUCUGAUCAAGUGUCCCAUGGUCAAUACCAAGCAUGGUGAUCUCCCAAAGGAGGCGUUAGUGGGGGCCUACGUCAAGAUCCACACAGUGGACGAAGGAGAAGUCAUUGGCCUUCAUCAGAUCCUCCUCCCAAACAGCCAACUAGACACUCGGCCCUUGAUCCUCGUGAGCCUGGGAGUUGAGCUGUUAACUGUGAGGAAAGAAAAAUUUUGUGACCUGAUCGACAGCAAGGUAACAGAAAAGUUGUCCGGGUUCGAGAUCAAGUACCCCAGUGAUGAUGAUGUGUGCCAGAACUUCCUCAUGGAGAACAGCUGGAAUGUCUUUCGGAAGGACCUGGUGAGGCUGCUGGUAAAGCCUCGCCAACGUCCACCACUCACCCAAGUCCAGCGCAAGAAGAAAGAAAUCUACAACCCCAAGUCUCUGAUGCUGGAUUUGCACAGCCUCGACAAGAAGACUAAACGUCGUUAUCCCAUUUUCAUGGCACAACAGAAAAACCUCCCCCCACUGAGGAUUGUCCACGCUAUCACACCACCCCGGUACAAAAUCCAAGAACUCCUGCCUCAGUACAAGAAUGCUGGCGUCCUGUCUUAAACCCAAUAAAGGAUGUAGGUCUGU